GGACCAUUACAGCCAGUUUAAAAAACUGUGAAUCCCAAAGCCUCCGCGUCGUAGGGCUAUGGAACCCUAAAUCAGCUGUGGCACUCUCCAGUCACCACAACCUUCUACAGAUUACAGAUUGGUACAAACCAUAUGCAAAGCAAUGGCACAGUCUCUUUUUCUGUCGACUGAUAUAAGCACAAACAUUUACAUCAGAGGCAAGGAGCAAUGGCUUGGGCAUUCUGCUCCAAAGAUAAAGCCAAUGCAUUUGAAGCUUCAAUCCAGCUUUAAGGGAGCAAGAGCAGCCUAUAGUGCUAAUUUUAAUUCGAUUGAAAUCCCUCAUCAGUGGUACAACCUAAUUGCAGAUCUUCCUGUAAAACCUCCUCCGCAGUUGCAUCCUAAGACUUUUGAACCAGUCAAACCUGAGGAUUUGUCUCCUCUCUUCCCUGACGAGUUAAUUAAGCAGGAGGCAAGCAACGAACGAUUCAUUGAUAUCCCAGAAGAGGUUCGUGAUAUUUACAAGCUUUGGCGUCCAACCCCUCUAAUCAGAGCCAAGAGGUUGGAGAAGUUGCUUGAUACACCUGCCAGGAUUUAUUACAAGUACGAAGGUGUAAGCCCGGCUGGUUCACACAAACCCAACACUGCAGUCCCACAAGUCUGGUACAAUGCACAGGAAGGAGUCAAGAAUGUUGUGACUGAGACCGGUGCUGGCCAAUGGGGGAGUUCACUGGCCUUUGCGUGCAGCUUAUUCGGUCUUAACUGUGAAGUUUGGCAAGUUCGUGCAUCUUAUGAUCAGAAGCCGUAUCGUAAACUGAUGAUGCAAACUUGGGGUGCCAAAGUGCACCCUUCUCCUUCUGAUAUUACUGAAGCUGGUCGGAGAAUCCUUCAAAUGGAUCCAUCAAGCCCGGGUAGUUUAGGAAUUGCUAUUUCAGAGGCAGUGGAGGUUGCAGCUACAAAUGCUGAUACCAAGUACUGUCUGGGGAGUGUUCUCAACCAUGUUCUGCUGCAUCAGACUGUUAUAGGAGAGGAGUGUUUAAAGCAGAUGAAGGUUUUAGGCGAGACCCCAGAUGUGAUUAUCGGGUGCACAGGUGGUGGGUCAAAUUUUGCAGGGCUUAGUUUUCCGUUUAUUCGAGAGAAGCUCAGUGGAAAAAUUAACCCUCUCAUAAGAGCGGUUGAACCUACUGCGUGCCCUUCCUUAACAAAAGGUGUCUAUGCAUAUGAUUUUGGUGAUACAGCAGGGUUGACUCCACUAAUGAAGAUGCAUACACUUGGUCAUGACUUCAUACCAGAUCCUAUUCAUGCUGGAGGUUUGCGUUACCAUGGUAUGGCACCAUUGAUUUCACAUGUCUAUGAAUUGGGUUUCAUGGAAGCACUUUCUAUUCCUCAGACUGAAUGCUUCCAAGGUGCCAUUCAAUUUGCUAGGUCUGAAGGGUUGAUACCAGCACCAGAACCGACUCAUGCCAUAGCUGCCACCAUCAGGGAAGCUCUGCAUUGUAGAGAGACUGGAGAAUCAAAGGUUAUUCUCAUGGCAAUGUGCGGACACGGACAUUUUGACCUGCCAGCUUAUGAGAAGUAUUUGCAAGGAAAUAUGGUUGACUUGUCAUUUGCAGAGGAGAACUUACAAGCAUCACUGGCCAAUAUUCCUCAGCUGGUGCCCUAAGGUGAAGCCGAUUGAGCAAGGUGCAGGUUCUUUAGAAAAAGUCAAUACUUCUGCUUUAUAAGGUUUAAUGUAUUCUUCUAAUCACUAGUAAAAUGUUCAAAUAUGUUUUUAUUGAUCUACUGUAACCAAGGAAAGGAGGUAGGUUCAUUAUUCUC
This is a messenger RNA of Cornus florida, 1794 nucleotides long. RefSeq lists its product as uncharacterized. Gene Ontology annotation, biological process: L-tryptophan biosynthetic process. The transcript is spliced from 6 exons. The record is from RefSeq and is a predicted model, not a curated record. Gene Ontology annotation, molecular function: pyridoxal phosphate binding; tryptophan synthase activity; L-serine hydro-lyase (adding indole, L-tryptophan-forming) activity. The coding region runs from base 143 to 1639 and encodes 498 amino acids. NCBI's taxonomy places the organism in Eukaryota, Viridiplantae, Streptophyta, Magnoliopsida, Cornales, Cornaceae.